Molecule: messenger RNA, 2386 nt
Organism: Tympanuchus pallidicinctus (lesser prairie-chicken)
Lineage: Eukaryota; Metazoa; Chordata; Aves; Galliformes; Phasianidae
Gene: MAPK15
Product: mitogen-activated protein kinase 15
Exons: 13
Coding region: 55-1764 (569 amino acids)
Biological process (GO): intracellular signal transduction; protein phosphorylation
Cellular component (GO): nucleus; cytoplasm
Molecular function (GO): ATP binding; MAP kinase activity
Source: RefSeq, a predicted model, not a curated record
GCCCUGUGCGCAUGCGCGGCGCGUCCGUUCCCACGGCGACGGAGAGGCGCCGCAAUGAGCGAAGCGGAGCUGGACGCGGCCGUGGCGGGGAAAUACGAAAUGAAGAAGCGGCUGGGAAAGGGGGCUUACGGCAUUGUAUGGAAAGCAAUUAAUCGCAGGACAGGAGAAAUAGUUGCAGUUAAGAAGAUUUUUGAUGCUUUCAGGAACAGAACAGAUGCUCAGAGAACGUUUCGUGAGAUUAUGUUCCUACAGGAAUUUGGAGAGCAUCCCAAUAUCAUCAAGCUGCUCGAUGUUAUCCGAGCUCAGAACAACAAGGACAUCUACCUCAUUUUUGAGUCUAUGGAGACAGAUUUACAUGCUGUCAUUAAGAAGGGGAAUGUGCUGAAGGACAUCCACAAGUGUUACAUUCUCUAUCAACUCCUGAAAGCCACUAAAUUCAUCCAUUCAGGAAAUGUUAUUCACAGGGAUCAGAAGCCUUCGAAUAUCUUGCUGGAUGCAGACUGCUUUGUGAAGCUCUGUGAUUUUGGGCUGGCCCGUUCUUUGUGUCAGAUGGAUGAAGAACAAAGCAGCCCUGCCUUAACAGAAUACGUGGCCACGCGCUGGUACCGAGCCCCUGAGAUCCUGCUUUCCUCCCGGAGCUACACUAAAGGGGUGGACAUGUGGAGCAUUGGCUGCAUUCUGGGCGAGCUGCUGCUUGGGAAACCUCUUUUUCCUGGAACAUCAACCAUCAAUCAAAUAGAGCAGAUCUUGAGGGUCAUUCCUGCCCCAUCCUCAGAAGAUAUUAUGGCUAUGAAAUCAGACUACAGGGCCUCAAUUAUUGACCGCAUGAGUUCCCGGCAACGGGUAACGUUUGAGGAGAUUUUACCAUCCUCCACUCCUUUGCCUGCCUUGGAUCUUCUGAAGAAGCUUUUAGUGUUUAACCCUGACAAACGACUGACGGCAGAGGAGGCCCUGCAGCAUCCCUAUGUGAAAAGGUUUCACUGCCCUGCCACGGAGCCCUCUCUGGGUUACGAUGUGAUUCUUCCUUUAGCUGAUGACACUCAGCUGUCUGUGGCAGAAUAUCGAAACAAACUGUAUGAGAUGAUCCUUCAAAAGAAAGUAAAUAGCCACCCAAAGGAGCAAACGCAGAGAGGAGACACUGAAUCGAGUCAAUCUCAACCCAGACCAUUCUUUCCAUAUUCCAAUCCUGUGACUUUAACCACCAGGAAAAGCCAGGGAAUGCCACCAGCACCUCUGCCAAAACAUCCACACAGGGAUGCUGGAAGCACAGCCAGUGUCCAGGCAGAGGUAUCCAACCAGAGCAAAGACUUCUCAACAUCAAAGAUCGGUGUGAUCUACAACCCCAUCACACACUGUGCUGUUCAAACAGGUAAUGCAAAUUCUGGUGCUGUCAUCAGGAACCAUUCUGCACCACCUCCUCAGCAGGGAAGAACUGCCAGCGAUGGGAAGCAGAGGAGACAAAUUAUGUGGGCAAAUGCAAAUGCUCAGCUUCCUGCAAGCGUACAGAACCCUUCCCGUCACCCACGAAAUACUCAACUCCACAGCAAAGACGUUCGCCCCCUUCAGAAAUGCAGUAAAAAGAUGUUCCAUAUGACCGCGAACGUGGGAGCUGCCGGCGAUCCCAAGGCGUCCAUGGGCAGUUAUUCUCAGGCCUAUGGAACCAUAUGCAAAUCUGCCCUGCAGAGUCUUCCGAUAUCAAAUUCCUCCCAACAACACGAGGAGCCAAUAUGGAAGAGUUCAACCCAGGCCUCGUCAGCCCCCUAACGAAGCCGGAACAGUGAAUGGGAGCUCGGUACAGAAGGCAUUUGUCCCAGCUGAACAGGAAUUCACUGCUUGGAACAACCAUACUGCUUUCCCUGGGACAAACCAGAAGGGAAAAGAGAUAAAUCCUUUUGCCUUCCAAUCUUCCCAACUACUUGCUUCCAUACCAUGAGAGUUCUGUCCAUGUUCCUUAUUUUCGCUGCUGCAAAAAACCACAGAAGGCUGCAGUGUUCCACACCUGGCUGCCUUCAGACGCAUCCACAUUCCUUUGGUCAGAGGCACUGCCUCAAUCCAGGCCCUUUUCGAGCAGGACAAUUAACCAUCUGCUUCCUGAAGAUCAAGGGGGCUGAACUCCUCAUCUUCAUCUUCAAGUGUUUUAUAUCACGCUAAUUGAUGUAUGACUCUUUCAGGGCAAGCGAAUGAGCCUGAAUAAGCAAAACAAGUGAAGAUUACUUUCAACACAAUCAAGUAGAAAAGCCUUUGAAGUGGGCUCUGCUAGAACGCUUCAUGCUCUACCUACCACCUGUUCACAAUAGAAGCGCUGCAACAAUAAAUCUUCCGUGUUGCACUACAAAAAAAUGUGUAUUUAAUGGCUGUUUGCAGUCUGUAGAAGGGGGAAAUACAC